Molecule: messenger RNA, 475 nt
Organism: Nezara viridula (southern green stink bug)
Lineage: Eukaryota; Metazoa; Arthropoda; Insecta; Hemiptera; Pentatomidae
Source: the annotation of a GenBank genome assembly
UGGGGUUUUUCGUGGGCCAGGGGUUAAGUGUGGGGAUUAAUGAUAGAGUUAAUAGACCUCCCGGCACCAGGACAUGAACUCAUACUUAUUUUAUCAAAUUAUUCUUUGAUCAGGUUGCCGAGCAACCUGCUGUGCGCAUGGGUUAGACCACUCGGCCACCCCAUCCCCUGCACAGAUAUGGACUGAAACCGUGGCCUGGCUGUACAGGGAGAUUAGGUUAAACAAUCUUGGAAAAGAUUUCUCUGGACUAAUGGGAAAGAAUAACUAUCUCCCCACUGAUGAAGUGGAAGAUAAUGGUGGGCCGGAUGUGCUUCAUGCUGGGGAGAGGAGGCCCCGCAUGAAAAGCGGAGGCCCCGCUAAAGGAAGCGGAAGAGGCAGAUCGGGAAGAAUUGACACCGCAAUGACCAACAGAUAUGAAAGAGCUGGAGGAGUAAUAGACAUGGAGAGUUGGAAGGAGGAAAGAAGACCAGGAUGA